Messenger RNA from Cetraspora pellucida, 491 nucleotides. The record is from the annotation of a GenBank genome assembly. NCBI's taxonomy places the organism in Eukaryota, Fungi, Glomeromycota, Glomeromycetes, Diversisporales, Gigasporaceae.
AAAAGAAACUUAUUUCUGUCAAACAUGAGCAGCUUGAUACCCAAGAGACCAAACUUCUUGACACUAGAGCCAAAAAAAAGGACUUUGACUUGUCAUCAGAACAAGAAAAAACUCCUAUUGUAAAAGCAGAAACAGUAAACAUGCCAUAUUUACCAAAUAGUAAACCAAAUAAAAGCAACAACAAAAGUGAUAAAAACUGGGCCAGUAACAUAGAACAAGAAGAAAAACCAGUUGGUAAAGGCAAACAAAAAGCUACUUCUUCUACAAGUAAAAACCUUCUACAAGACUUAACCUUUGAGGAAAACACAACUAGUAUCCCUAUUUCAAAACAUGGUUUAUCUUCAAUAGAAGCUAAUUACAAGAACACAAAUAAUGAAACACCUGCUACAAACUAUGACCAAGAUAUAACAAUGGAACCAUUGGACUAUAACAAAGAAAACAAAACUGAAGAGAAAGAAUUUACUUUGGUCACUUCAAAAAAGAACAACUGA